GUCCUGCAAAUUCCAACCACAGGGCCAGGAGGUGGAUCGGAGGGGAGGCAUCCUCCAGCACCCUUUCCGCCUCUUGAAGAAGCUGGGAAACCGGUGCAGGUUAAGGCUAGAUUCGCAGCAGCGGCUGGAGGCCCUGCCCUUACGACUUCAGUCCACGCGAAAGCGCAGGCUCGGGGAGAAAGGAUACUAGCCCGGGACCAAUCAGCGAGUCCGGGACAAGGCUGACAAAAAUCCCAAACAUCGCCCUAAUGGGCAGCGAGCAAGAGCGCAGUCCUGAGGUCGCAAGGGACCCAGCCAACCGCCGAGAUGCGCGGGAGGCUAGAGAGGUCCCGGCGCAUGCAGGGGGCGGAGCCCGGACCGGCCGGAGCGCAGGGCGCACGCGCCCACGGGGCGGGGCGGCGAGCUCCGGGGCCCGAGCGCCUGCAAGGGGCGGAGCCGGAGAGGACAGGAUCGCGGAGCCCACGCACCUGCGCACGCGCUGGUGAAGCGGUGAGGAAGGCUGCAAUGGCGCCGUCUCCGCAGGUUCGGGUCCUGAGGUGCUGCUGCUGCCGUCUCUUCCAGACGCACCAGGUGAAAAAGAGUCUCAAAUGGACAUGUAAAGCUUGUGGAGAGAAGCAGUCAUUUUUGCGGGCUUACGGUGAGGGCUCUGGUGCCGACUGUAGACGCCAUGUCCAAAAAUUAAAUCUGCUGCAGGGACAGGUUUCUGAGAUGUCACUCAGGUCUCUGGAAGAACCUGGAAAUGCCGAUGAAGAGAAGGACGCAGGUCUUGGGCACACUGACCAUAUGAUUCUGCAGGAAAAACCUAAGCCGUCCGAGAACCGCUGGCUGAAGUACAUAGCAAGGGGCUCCAGGGAGCUGGGGCCAGAAGCAGGAGCGUGUUUCAACAGCUGGCCCUCGUCCACCACAGAGAAGCCAGACCCUCCCUUCCAUACCAGCCUGCCUCGGAAAAGGAGAUGGAGCCAGAGCACGACACAGCCUCUGUGCAGCCCUGACGGCCAGGACUUGGGGGACUCAGAGGUCACCUUGGAGACCCAGAAGGAUCCCACUGGCCUGACGGGGAAGGUCAGAGAAGGAAACAGUCAUGAGGACUGGAACACCAGGGCGCUCACUGGUCCUUGGGGGGAACCACCACGUCCUGUCCAGAAAUCUUCUAAGUGGGAACGAUUUCUUUUUCCACCUGGAAACAGCUCACAUGUGCACACAGAGUCCCCGACACCCCUGCACAGGCACCCCAGGCCAGCUGCACAGGCUGAGGAGGGGACCCCAAGGGCUCAGACCCCAAGAGAAGGAAGCCUCAGCAGGAUGCCCGGUGUGCUCCAGCUCCCUCUGGCCACACACACGCCCACAUCUGGGCCCAAGAGGCCUUUCAAGGAGACUCCUGAGCACUUGUGGGGUACAGGCUCUCGGGCAGAGGCUGGGCCCUCAGUCAGAGGGGCACAGGAGCCCCCACUCGUGCGACUCUGUGACCUCUUUAACACCGGCGAGGACUUUGAUGACAAUCUAUGAACUGAGUCUAGAAUGCUAUUCCGUGUUUGUUACAUGAGCCCCUCUCUACUAGACUCUUAUGUCAUUGGAAACGGGGUUCCCUGAGGUGCUUUUAAAUAGUAGGACUGAAGAGGUUUAUGGGAACGACCAAGAACCAACAAUAAACAUGACUGUCAAACGGGUCA
Rhinolophus ferrumequinum (greater horseshoe bat) is the source of this 1670-nucleotide messenger RNA. It is a transcript of the gene MRNIP, whose product is annotated as MRN complex interacting protein. Lineage: Eukaryota; Metazoa; Chordata; Mammalia; Chiroptera; Rhinolophidae. The transcript is spliced from 7 exons. The record is from RefSeq and is a predicted model, not a curated record. Gene Ontology annotation, molecular function: chromatin binding. Bases 307 to 1506 code for a protein of 399 amino acids. Gene Ontology annotation, cellular component: nucleus. Gene Ontology annotation, biological process: mitotic G2 DNA damage checkpoint signaling.